CCUGUGAGAUCACUUUACUGUCCCAGAAUCUCCACUGCAAAAUUGCGAAGUUGGCACCAUGGCCUCUGAGCACGACAACUGUCACCUGUGUAAGGAGUACCUCAGGGAUCCUGUGUCGAUCCCCUGCGGUCACGUCUUCUGCUCCAUAUGUCUGAAGACGUACUGGGACCACGCCGACCACACGGGCAGCUACAUGUGCCCGCAGUGCCGGGUGACUUACAACAAAAGGCCGACGCCCAGACGCGUCGGAGGCUCCCGGCACUCCACUCUGCAACGCAACUCGGAACCCUUCCCGCCGCCGCCUCCGUCGCCCGACUACAAUGUGGCGGGGCCGCAGGAUGUGGGCUGUGACAUCUGUGUGGGCAAGAAGAACAAAGCUGUGAAGACCUGCUUGAUGUGCUUGGCCUCCUACUGCGAGAGGCAUCUCAAACCUCAUUACGAGUCGGCCACUUUUAAAAGGCACAAGCUGGUGGAUGAGAUCGGACAUCUGGACCGGCAGAUCUGUCCUCAGCACCAGAAAGGUCUGGAACUCUUCUGUCGCACAGACCAGAUGUGCAUCUGUGUGCUGUGUACCGUGAAGGAACACAAAGGUCACGACAUGGUGUCUGCUGAGCAGGAGAGGGCUGAUGAACAGCAACGACUUGGCGCUACUCAGGCUGAGAUCCAGGAAAAGAUUCACGAUCGCCUCAAACAGAUGGAAGAACUGAAACUAGCAGUAGACGCGCUAAAGACGUCAGCCCAGAGAGCGCUGCAGGAAUGUGACAAGAUGUUUGGCGACAUGAUGCGCUCCAUAGAGAGGAUGCAGCAGGAGAUGGCCAAGCUGAUGUCCUCCAAUAAGCGGGCGGCGCUCAACAGCGCCGAGGGUCACAUGGAGCGUCUCAACCACGAGAUCUCGGACCUGAAGAGGAGAGACAACGAGAUCACUCAGCUGUCCCGCACCGAGGACCACAUCCACUUCAUCCAGAGUUACCACAUGCUGAUCGCCCAGACGGAGAAUGAGGAGUUGCCCACAGUGAUAGUGAACCCUUAUUUCACAUUUGAUCCCGUCAACAAGGCCGUGUCAGAAAUGAAACAACACCUCAAUGAAUUCGGCAAUGAGGAAAUGGUCAAAGUGGCCAAAACGGUCAACAAAAUGACCUUCUGCCAACUGGAGGACGGCAAGAAGAAGCGUUCGUUCAAAGCGGAGGAAGCCCCCAUGUACAGAUCUGUGCACGUGCAUGAACCUCAGCACAGAGAUGACUUCCUGAAAUAUGCUUGCCAGCUCACCCUGGACCCAAACACAGCCUACAGGCAGCUCCACCUGUCCCGGGGUAACAGGAAAGCGACCCUGAAGCGAGACCCUCAGAGUUACGGUGACAACACCUCCAGGUUUGACUCCUUGCCUCAGGUGCUGUGCAUGGAGGCCCUGUCAGGCGGCGCCUACUACUGGGAGGUGGACUGGAGUGGGGAGGGGGCUGCCAUCGGCGUCACUUACAGAGGCAUCAAGAGGACGGGGUACGGAGACAGCUGCCGUAUCGGCUACAACCGCAAGUCUUGGAGCCUCUUCUGCUCGGACGCCAGCUACUCAGCGCGCCACAACAAGGACCAGAUUGAAGUCAACGCCCCCUACUCUUCUAGAAUCGGGGUCUUCCUGGACCACGCCGGAGGAACACUUUCUUUCUACUCCAUCGGAGAAAGCAUGUCUCUCAUUCACCGCUUCAAGGCUUCUUUUAGUGAGGCUGUCUAUCCGGGAUUCUGGGUUUGGUACGAGUCUGCCAUCACGCUCAUACAGCUUUGAUAAACAGGAAA
Molecule: messenger RNA, 1788 nt
Organism: Entelurus aequoreus (snake pipefish)
Lineage: Eukaryota; Metazoa; Chordata; Actinopteri; Syngnathiformes; Syngnathidae
Gene: ftr83
Product: finTRIM family, member 83
Exons: 7
Coding region: 59-1777 (572 amino acids)
Molecular function (GO): zinc ion binding; protein binding
Source: RefSeq, a predicted model, not a curated record